AUGGAUUCCGAUAUGGAACAUGCAGAUAAUGAGUAUGACGAGGUAGAAGUUGAUAAUGAGCAAAAAUGUGCUGAAAUAGUCGAUGAAUCUAAGGUCGGAAUGACAUUUUCAUCUGCAGAAAAAGUUGUCUUACCAUAUGAAGUAUGGGAGAAGGAGUGUCGAAAUUAUAUUGACAAAGCAAAACAACUUUUUCUCAAGAUUGGAGACGCUCGAAAUAGAGCUAUGUAUGAAUCAUUUGGAGAUGUGAUUAUAUUUGACACAACAUACCUAACUAAUACCUACAAGAUGCCCUUUGCACCAUUUGUGGGUGUGAAUCACCAUGGUCAUUCAAUUCUAUUCGGGUGCGGAUUGAUAUCCAAUAAAGAUGCAAAUACCUUUGAAUGA
Juglans microcarpa x Juglans regia is the source of this 384-nucleotide messenger RNA. RefSeq lists its product as uncharacterized. Bases 1 to 384 code for a protein of 127 amino acids. The transcript is spliced from 3 exons. Lineage: Eukaryota; Viridiplantae; Streptophyta; Magnoliopsida; Fagales; Juglandaceae. The record is from RefSeq and is a predicted model, not a curated record. Gene Ontology annotation, biological process: regulation of DNA-templated transcription.